Messenger RNA from Phymastichus coffea, 1807 nucleotides. Its product is annotated as von Willebrand factor A domain-containing protein DDB_G0286969-like. The record is from RefSeq and is a predicted model, not a curated record. The transcript is spliced from 4 exons. Lineage: Eukaryota; Metazoa; Arthropoda; Insecta; Hymenoptera; Eulophidae. The coding region runs from base 324 to 1112 and encodes 262 amino acids.
CAAGAUAGCAGUCUGUAGCCUGUACUGAGCUGUACUGCUUAUAUGUAUGCCAUCAUUCAUUACGUCGCUUCGUUAUUGUUAAAAUCCUGUAGUUUUGUAGUGAAUUAAUCGGUUAUUUCAUGUAAAUAAAGAUAUAAGAGGGUAUUUUCUCAUAGUGAAAAUCAGUUAAAAAGAGUUAUUAACAGAAAAAAGGAGUUCUACUGAGUCAAGUUAAUUGAGUGAAAAAGUCGUACGAGAUUUCUAGAAAAGUGCAUUUAUUUAGUAAGCUUUGAUCUGGAUACCGAGUCGAGUGAAGAAGCGCCUAGGGUGCUUUCGAUGCCAAUAUGUCCACUCAAUUUUACUCAGCACCCCUAAAUCUGGUUCAGAAUGUCAUGGGUGGGACUCAGCUUCAUAAGCCACGGUCCAUGUUCCAACCUAUCAUGAACCAUCAACAAGCUCAAUGGAUACCCUGGAAUGUCCCUACGGAAGUUCCUCGAAUGACAAUGCCAUGGGCUAUGCCAGCAUCUCAACAACCAGAUUUGGUUCGCUUUAGUAAUACAGCUUCCAAUAUGAAAGCUGAACUCCAUGGAAAACGGAAGUGGGAGAUGGCAACACCUGAUGUUGUUGAUUUCUGCCAUCCAAGGAAACAACUUAUUACUGAAGAAAAAAUGACUCAACACUUUCAAGAUAUGCAUAUAAGUAAUAAUACAUUCAUUGCACAAGAAGCUGGUCCAUCAACAUCAACAACAAGCAUUUUGUCAAAUACCGUUAAGCCUAGUAGUGUAGAUGUUGACAUAACAAAGACAGUAGAGAUAGAUGAAAAUAAAAUACAACCUAGGCUAAUAAUAUCAGAUGAACUGAAAAAUAUACAAACAGAUCCAAUUCUUCCUUCAAGUUUACUUUCAAAAUUGGACCGGCCCUCCAUGGCUUUAGUUCUUUGGGAACCACCAAGUAAACAUUUACGUCUUUUACCUACUCCAAGAGAUACUCCAACGCCUUCUCCGAUACCACCAUCAGGGAAUAAUAAUAGUAUGAACACCAAUGAAAAUAACAACAACGAAAGCAUUCCAGACUUGAAUCAGACAAUGGAUGUUAUUAGUAAUGAUCCAGCUUUGGAACCAAUGGACCUUUAAGUUCCUAUUAUGUUUUUUAUGAUCCAUCAUUUUUCAUCAUCACAUAUGAAUUUUCAUAUCAUUGUCGUGUAUAAACUAACGGAAUGUUUUAAUGAUCAAAUCUUUAAAAAAUUAUCAUUGAGAAAGAAUUUAGCGAAAAUCAUAUAUAUAACGUGCGUAAGUGAGUGAAAUUAAAACAGCAAAUAGUUACUCGAAGAUUUAAAUUGAUUUAGUUAAUUAACAUUACUUAAAAUUAGUUAAUUAACAAUUUAAAAGUGAACUUUUCUACAGAAAUCAUAAUUUUUAUACGAUUUCAUACAUUUUGUUCAAAAAUAAAAUUUUUGUAUAUUAGCUUCAUUAACAUCGCCGACAAUUUGUAAACUACCCGUUCGAAAACAAAUGAAUUUUUUGUGGAUCGAUUAAAUAUUUGGUUAUAAACAUUUUCUAAGUAUGAGCAUGCGUUAAUGUAAGUGUGUAAGAAUUGCUAUCUAUUAAUGUAAAUAUAGCAGAGUCCAAAAGAAUGAGUUGUGGAUUUAAAGUUUGUCACGGCCUGUAUAAUGAAUUCAAGAUUUUUGUGGUAUAGAAUUUAAGCUUUUGUAAAUAAUUUUUAUGGUAUCUUUUUACUUUAACUGAAUACCAAUAAUUGCUGCAAACAAUGGAGGUCGUGCAAUAAAAAAAAAUCUUUGCUAAUAAAAGUAAUAAAAGUUUUUCAUUCU